Molecule: messenger RNA, 1410 nt
Organism: Microthlaspi erraticum
Lineage: Eukaryota; Viridiplantae; Streptophyta; Magnoliopsida; Brassicales; Brassicaceae
Source: the annotation of a GenBank genome assembly
AUGGCAACUUACGUUUCUCCGUUUCUGACUCCGCCGGAUUCUCGUGUCCUCACUGUUCUUCGAAAGAGUGUAUCACCGGAAAAUCAUCUAAGCAACAGUCUUACCUGCAGCUUUAGAACGAUUGAAACCAAGAGAAACCGCGUCCUCGCUGCUCAUAAACCCGAUCCUUCACCGAUCAGAAACUCUUUAAACUCUCACAGUGCCAAAAACUUCCAAAGCCAAGACUCUUUCUUGAACCUCCACCCUGAGAUAUCAAUGCUCAACCCUCCAAGGAAAGAGACUUCCACCGCUCCCAUCACCGAGCCGUCUCCUCCUAGCACUUACAACGAGGCGAGGAUCAAAGUCAUCGGCGUUGGAGGUGGCGGCUCAAACGCUGUGAACCGUAUGAUAGAGAGCGAGAUGGUCGGUGUGGAGUUUUGGAUUGUGAACACCGAUAUUCAAGCGAUGAGAAUGUCUCCGGUUUUCCCUGACAAUAGGUUGCAGAUUGGUAAGGAGCUGACUCGAGGUUUAGGUGCUGGAGGCAAUCCAGAGAUUGGUAUGAAUGCUGCUAGAGAAAGCAAAGAAUCUAUCGAAGAAGCACUCUACGGCUCAGAUAUGGUUUUUGUAACAGCUGGGAUGGGAGGUGGGACUGGGACGGGCGGGGCUCCGAUAAUAGCGGGUGUUGCGAAGGCGAUGGGUAUAUUGACGGUUGGUAUUGUGACGACGCCUUUCUCCUUUGAGGGAAGGAGAAGAACGGUUCAGGCUCAGGAAGGAAUUGCGGCGCUGAGAGACAAUGUGGAUACGCUUAUUGUUAUUCCGAAUGAUAAGUUACUCACGGCAGUCUCUAUGUCAACUCCGGUUACUGAAGCGUUUAAUCUUGCUGAUGAUAUACUUCGUCAAGGAGUCCGUGGGAUAUCGGAUAUCAUCACGAUUCCUGGAUUGGUCAAUGUGGAUUUUGCUGACGUUAGAGCUAUAAUGGCAAAUGCAGGUUCUUCACUGAUGGGCAUAGGAACUGCAACAGGGAAGACACGAGCAAGAGAUGCUGCGCUAAACGCGAUCCAAUCACCAUUGUUAGAUAUUGGCAUUGAGAGAGCCACUGGAAUCGUUUGGAACAUAACCGGUGGAACUGACUUAACACUGUUCGAGGUAAAUGCUGCUGCGGAAGUGAUCUACGACCUCGUUGAUCCAACAGCCAAUCUUAUAUUUGGCGCUGUGGUAGAUCCAUCCUUUAGUGGUCAGAUAAGUAUUACUCUGAUAGCAACAGGCUUCAAACGCCAAGAAGAAGGAGAAGGGAGGCCACUUCAGGCGACACAAGCGGAUGCAUCAAUGGGAGUAACAAGACGUCCUUCUUCAUCUUUCGCUGAAGGCAGUUCCAUAGAGAUCCCUGAGUUCUUGAAAAAGAAAGGACGCUCCCGCUAUCCUCGCAUCUAG